ACUCUCAACACAAUCGCUACCUACACACACUUACAACAGAUACAGGCAACAGCAACAGCAAUAGCAAGCAACAGCAACAGCAGCAACAGCAACAGCUACAACAAAAAGACUCGCUGACGCAUUCUACCAUUGAAUUAUAAAUUGCAGUCAUGGUUGCAGAAGAUCAACAUCUCUUGUUGCUCGAUGGAGCUGAUGACUGGGAUGAGUUUGAACAACGAGUCGAAGAGUCCUUAGCGGCCGAUAAACAACAACAACAACAACAGGGCAACAUUACAUUACCAGUCUUGGGCAUGAUUUGCAUGUCUUGUGUGAACGCCAUUACAUCUGUUCUCUCAACUUCACCUGGUAUUCUUAAAGUCCAAGUCUCAUUGAAACAAGAGCAGGCCCAAGUUGAAUAUGAUCCUGUUCAGAUUUCGCCUGCUAUGAUCAAAGAAGCUAUCGAGGAUUGUGGAUUUGACGUACCGUUUGAUACCAGUUCUCUUCCUUCUACAAUCUCAUCAACAACACCCAUAUCUGCUAUCAACAACAAUAACAGUUAUGUUGCAUCACCAAAAACACCUAUUCCAAACGUCCGGGUCACUUCCUCUUUUUCUCCUUCAUCAUCAAAACAUCCCUUGACAACAACAACAACAACAGUGGCAUUAGUAUCCCAUGCGACCUUAUCAGAAGCGAUCGAUCAAUCAUCUAAUCCAUCAACAUCAACAAAAAUCAAAACUGCUCAAUUGUCUGUUCAAGGUAUGACCUGUGCGUCCUGCGUGGCUUCGAUCGAAAAAUCUCUCAAAAAUACACCUGGCCUUGUAUCGAUUAAAGUAGCUCUUCUGGCCGAACGGGCGACUAUUGAAUAUAUUGAGGGUCAGACAACACCUCGAGAAAUUGCUGAUAUGAUUGAUGACAUUGGGUUUGAAGCAACUCCUAUUGCUGAGCAACGGACCAAUACAGUUGAUCUUCAGAUCUUUGGUAUGACCUGUGCAUCCUGUGUGAACACGAUCGAAGGAGAGCUUCGCAAGAUGCCUGGAAUCCUAUCUGCCUCUGUCAGUUUGACUCUUCAGGCUGCCAAGAUUGAAUAUGACAACACUGUCUUGGGUGUCCGAGAUAUUGUCGAGAGGAUCGAGGAUAUGGGAUUUGAUGCUCUGCUGGCAGAGCGAUCUCAUAAUGCACAGCUCGAGUCUCUUGGAAGGACCAAAGAAAUCAACGAAUGGCGACGGGCCUUGUUUGCAAGUCUCACCUUUGCAGUCCCGGUCUUUAUCAUCUCCAUGAUCUUGCCAAUGUUUAGCUGGGGCCUGUCCUUAUAUAAUAUCCCAGUACUGUUUAACCUAGUCCUUGGAGAUGUCUUGGCUUGUAUCUUGACCAUUCCUGUACAAUUUGGUGUCGGACGACGAUUCAUGGUGAGCGCAUACAAGUCAAUCAAGCAUGGUGUGGCCACCAUGGACGUCUUGGUCUCGUUGGGCACCCUCUCUGCGUUUACAUUCUCCAGUUUCUCGAUGAUUUACUCCAUGUUUGAUACUGCACACAAGGCCACAGUUUUCUUUGAUACGUCCAGCAUGUUGAUCGCAUUCGUGACAUUUGGUCGGUACUUGGAGAACAUGGCCAAGGGUAAGACCUCGGUAGCUCUUUCCAAACUCAUGUGCUUGACUCCAUCCACCUGCACCAUCUACGUAUUGGAUCCCAAGACUGGUGAGCGUAUCUCUGAGAAACAAAUUCCAUCUGAAUUGGUCCAAAAGGGUGAUUUGAUCAAGAUUGUCCCAGGAGACAAGAUCCCAACAGACGGAGUAGUAGUCUCGGGUGAGUCGACCGUGGAUGAGAGCAUGGUUACAGGAGAGGCCGAGCCUAUCAACAAGCAUGUGGGAUCUAUGGUUAUUGGAGGCACUGUGAACGGCCUUGGAGCCUUUGAUAUGGAGGCCGUUCGAGUUGGGUCCGAGACUGCAUUGGCUCAGAUUGUGCAGUUAGUGGAGGAUGCACAGACGUCAAAAGCACCGAUUCAAGCGUAUGCGGACAUGAUCUCAGGAUACUUUGUCCCUGCAAUCAUUUUUUUAGCUGCGUUAACGUUUGUGGUCUGGAUGAUCGUCUCACAUACGAUGGUCCCAGCUCAGCUGCCAGAAAUGUUUAUGAUGGAAUCAUCCAAGUUUGUGGCCUGUCUCAAGUUAUGCAUCUCAGUCAUUGUAGUCGCUUGCCCCUGUGCGCUAGGUCUGUCAACACCGACGGCAGUCAUGGUUGGAACUGGGGUUGGUGCGCAAAAUGGAAUCCUAAUCAAGAGUGGUGUUGCAUUGGAGGCGGCUCAUAAGAUCACAAAAGUUGUGUUUGACAAGACUGGUACCUUGACCCUUGGGAAAUUGGAAGUAGCCAGCUGGAGCAUUCAAAAGCCGACAGCUGCAACUACUGGACCAUUAACUCCAUCUCCUUCUUCUUCUGCAGUCUCUUCUUUGGAUUCUUUGACGGACGAGGAGUUGUUGACGAUCAUUGGUUCUGCAGAGUCAGUAUCUGAGCAUCCACUGGGUCGUGCGAUCGGACUCUAUGCGCAGACACAGCUGAAUGUGGCUACUUUUAAUGCUACUGUCUCUCAUUUCGCCGCCAGUACCGGCAAGGGCAUCGCGUGCACAGUCACAUUACCAUCUCUUAAGGAAUAUCAUGUCGUGGUCGGAAACAAAUCUUGGCUUCAUGAUCGUCAGAUUCAAUUGCCUGCUAGUCUUGCAGCAGAUCAAACACACCAAGAACGUGCGGGUCGUACAACUGUCUUGGUCAGCAUUAAUGAUAUCUUUGUCGGAUUCAUUUCAUUGUCAGACAAGAUCAAACCUGAGGCAGCCAAGACAGUUGCAAAGUUACAGCAGAUGGGUAUUCAAGUGGCGAUGGUCACAGGUGAUCAGCCCUUGGUCGCUCAAGUGAUUGCAUCUGAGUGUGGUAUUCAAGAAGUGCAUGCAGGUGUUUCUCCCAAUGGGAAGACUACGAUCGUUUCGACAUUACAAUCUCAGGGUCAUCGUGUGGCCAUGGUUGGAGAUGGUAUCAAUGACUCUCCUGCACUUGCACAAUCAGAUUUGGGCAUUGCAUUGGUUUCAGGUACAGAUAUUGCGAUGGAGGCUGCAGAUAUGGUCCUGAUGCGCGGGGAUUUGACAGAUGUAGUUGCUGCGAUUGACCUGUGCAGAACCAUCUUUAGACGAAUCCGGUAUAACUUUGGCUGGGCUUGUGUGUACAACAUCUUGGGUGUUCCUGUGGCCAUGGGUGUGUUUUUGCCUUGGGGCUAUCAUCUCCAUCCAAUGGUGGCAGGUCUGAUGAUGGCCUUCUCAAGUGUUAGCGUCGUCUUCUCAAGUCUGUUGCUGAAGCGGUGGGAGAGACCCUGUGUCAAGGAUGCGUCCGAGUUGGCAAGAGAGCAAGCAAUCCGUGAACAGUUGAGGACCAAGAAGCAGGCUUUUAUCCGUGAACAAUGGAAAGUCAAAUUUGGAGGAGUCCCUUCCUCCAAGGGCGGCAGUGGCGGUUACAUGCGCGUUGGAACUGAUGAAAACGAGGAGAAUGAGUUGGAUCAGUUUGUUUGAAAAAAAAAAAAAAAAGAAACAUCUGUAAUUAUUUAACACACAUACCCACUACCAUAAAAAAAUAAAUUAUAC
Molecule: messenger RNA, 3596 nt
Organism: Lobosporangium transversale
Lineage: Eukaryota; Fungi; Mortierellomycota; Mortierellomycetes; Mortierellales; Mortierellaceae
Exons: 2
Coding region: 150-3524 (1124 amino acids)
Biological process (GO): monoatomic cation transport; copper ion homeostasis
Cellular component (GO): membrane
Molecular function (GO): ATP hydrolysis activity; P-type divalent copper transporter activity; copper ion binding
Source: RefSeq, a predicted model, not a curated record